ACAUAUCCUCUGAUGCAAGCAGCUUCCUAAUAAUGUUGACACUUAUUCCAGUGUUCACAGUGUUAACUGUCUCCUCGUUGAAGACUCUUUGACCUGCGAAUGUCUGAGAAUGAUGGAAGAGGAGGUUUGCUACUCCAGUGUGCUUUUCAUCAAAUCUAAAGAAGCCAAGCCAAGAGAGGAGCAAAAUGCACAAGAAACUGUGUAUGCAGCAGUUAAGAGAAAAGAAGAGCUACGAGCAGAGCCCAGCCCCAGCCACACAACAGCAGAUGACCCGUCUCUACCUGGCCCUCACCGAUAUCGCUGUGCUGUGGUGGUCCUUGGCCUGCUGACUGCUGUCCUCCUCUCUGCCCUGGUGGCUUCACUUGUUUACUAUCAGGGAUAUGUGUCUGAAUAUAACACACUUUUGGUGAGGGAGCUGCGUCAGCUCAAAGACAAUCACUCAUCCUUAAUGACAGAGCUUACACUUGUGCAAAUGAACUAUGCCAACCUGAGCAACUCCAACGGAAUGUUACAGGAUCGUUAUGACAACAUGAGCUCUGCAAACCUAGAUCUCCAGAAGGAGAGGAACACAUUGAUGAUGGAGCGGGACCAUCUCAAUCAGACUCUUGAGGUCAUUUUCCAGUUCAAUGUUUUUCCAGUGGAUGAUUACUGUCCAGUCACAGAUAAUGCAACACAAGAGAGGAAGUGUAGUGCAAAUUGCAAAGAAGGAUGGGUGUACUAUCAAUCAAGCUGUUACCUAUUUGUCCACAAGUGGAAUAGCUGGGAGGACAGUAAAACUGACUGUGAAAAGGAGAGGGCCCACCUGGUAACCAUAGACACAGUAGAGGAACAAGCAUUCAUCAACAAUCACACAGAGUAUUACUAUCAGGGAUAUGGAUACUGGAUUGGACUGAGGAAAAUCCAGGACAAAUGGCAGUGGGUGGAUGGCCGUGACCUCACUGGAGGGCACUGGAUUAGAACAGAGGGCUCUGGUUGUGUCCUAUCAAUGCCUAGCACUUUAGACCAUUUGAAGAGCUGGAGAAGCGACUUCUGUAGUGGGCACAACAGAUGGAUCUGUGAAAAACAAGCUGUUAUAUGGCCUGGCAAAAAUGUGUAGUGACUUUUUUCUGUAUAAUUUUAUUAUGUGUAU
This is a messenger RNA of Alosa alosa (allis shad), 1129 nucleotides long. Its product is annotated as asialoglycoprotein receptor 2-like. The transcript has 7 exons. Lineage: Eukaryota; Metazoa; Chordata; Actinopteri; Clupeiformes; Clupeidae. The record is from RefSeq and is a predicted model, not a curated record. The coding region runs from base 110 to 1096 and encodes 328 amino acids.